Messenger RNA from Felis catus (domestic cat), 2527 nucleotides. RefSeq names its product NACHT, LRR and PYD domains-containing protein 7 (gene NLRP7). The record is from RefSeq and is a predicted model, not a curated record. Gene Ontology annotation, biological process: regulation of inflammatory response. Lineage: Eukaryota; Metazoa; Chordata; Mammalia; Carnivora; Felidae. The coding region runs from base 1 to 2379 and encodes 792 amino acids. Gene Ontology annotation, molecular function: ATP hydrolysis activity. Gene Ontology annotation, cellular component: cytoplasm. The transcript is spliced from 5 exons.
AUGGAGAAAUCCUCCAUCCAGAAGGACACUCCUUGGCCAGGAGAUGAUGACGACGUUCACGACCAUGUGACCCAGAGAAGCCAAGGGUUCCUAUCCCUCUUGAACGCCAGGACGUCCACAGAGCUAAUGCCACAGACGGUGGUGCUCCACGGUGCCGCGGGCGUCGGGAAGACCACGCUGGCCAAGAAGUGCAUGCUGGACUGGACGCAGGCCGGCCAGGCCCGCGCCCGCCCCGCCGCCCUCUACCUCAGCUGCAAGGCGCUCAGCCGCAGGGGGCCGUGCACCUUGGCGGAGCUGCUGGCCGACAGCGCCCCGGGCCCGCGCCGGGCCCUUCCGCAGCUGCUCGCGCGGGCGCGGACGCUCCUGCUGGUCAUCGACGCUUUCGAGGAGCUGCGCGUGCCCGCCGCGGCGCUGGCGCGCGACCUGGGCAGCGACUGGGGCGCGCGGCGGCCGGCGCCCGUGCUCCUGGGGGGCCUGCUCAAGAGGAAGCUGCUCCCGGCGGCCACGCUCCUGGUGACCACGCGGCCCGAGGCCCUGGGGGAGCUGCGGCUGGUGGUGGAGCAGCCGCUCCUGGUGGAGGUCGAGGGGCUCUCGGAGCCGGAGCGCAGGGCGUAUCUGCGGCGACAGCUGGGAGGCGAGGCUCAGGCGCGGCGCGCUUGGCAGCUGAUGAGAAGCAACGCGGCGCUGCUCCGCCUGGGCUCGGCGCCCGCCGUGUGCUGGAUGCUGGGCGCCUGCCUGCGGCUGCCCGCGGACGAGGGCGACGACCCGGGCCGCACGUGCCGCACCGCCGCGUCGCUGCUGCUGCGCUUCCUGUGCAGCCGGUUCGCGCCCGCGCCGGGCAGCUGCCCGCGCCCGCGCCCCCGGGCCCCGCUGCGCGUCCUGUGCCUCCUGGCGGCCGAGGGCGUGUGGGCGCAGACCUCGCUGUUUGAGCCCCGGGACCUGCGCAGACUGGGCGUGCGCGAGGCCGACCUGCGCCCCUUCGUGGACCGGAGCCUCCUGCUGGAGAGCGGCGAGUGCGCGGGCUGCUACCGCUUCCUGCACCUGAGCCUGCAGCACCUCCUGGCGGCCGCGCUCUACGUCCUGGGCGGCGGCGAGGGCGGCCCCGGCUGUGGCGCUCGCGGGGUGCGGACGCUGCUCUCCAAGGAGGAAGGGCGCCGGAACCCCCACCUGGCCCACGUGGGGCGCUUCUUGUUCGGCCUCGCCAACGAAGACCGGGUCAGGGAGCUGGGGGCCGCCUUCGGCUGCCCGGUGUCCACGGAGCUCAAGCACGAGCUGCUGGCGUGCACCGUGAGGUCCCCCGAGAACGGCCCCUUCUCCUCGGUGACGGACACGAGGGAGACCUUGUGCCGUCUCUACGAAUCGCAGGACGAACCGCUGGUGAAGGAAGCCGUGGCCCAGGUCACGGAAGUGUCCCUGCACUUGAAAGACCCCACGGACCUCGCGCACGCGUCCUUCUGCCUCAAGCAUUGCGAACGGCUGCAGAAACUGCGUCUGCGGGUGGAAAAGGGCGUGUUCCUGGACGACGACACCGCGUCGGGGUCCGAGGCCCAGGCUGCCGGGUCACAGUAUGACCAUCUCUCUCUCCAGCUCUGGGCGGAUCUCUGCUUGGUGUUCAGUUCAAACAAGAGCCUGUGCUUCUUGGAUGUGAGCCAAAGCUUCUUGAGUUCCUCCUCCGUGAGGAUUCUUUGUGAGCGAAUAACCCGUGUCACCUGUCAUCUCCAGAAAGUGGUGAUCAAAAAGGUCUCCCCUGCCGAUGCUUAUCGGAGCUUGUGUCUAGCUGUCAUUGGUAAGAAGACUCUGACCUACCUGGUCCUGGAAGGUGGUGGCCACAGUGACAAGCUGCUGCUGCUGCUGUUGUGUGAGCCACUGAAACACUCCAGAUGUAACCUGCAGUAUCUGAGGUUAUCACGUUGCAACAUAACCAGACGUGACUGUAGACACCUCUCAAAGCUGCUCCAGGAAGACUCCAGCUUAACAAACUUGGAUCUGGGGUUCAGCCCCAUAGCUACUGGAUCAUGGUAUCUCUGUGAGGCCUUGAAGAAGCCAAAUUGUAACCUAAGAUGUCUCGGGCUCUGUGACUGCUCCAUCACCCCCUCCUGUUGUCAGGGUCUUGCACUGGUGGUAGUCAGCGCCCAGAGGCUGGAAACUCUGGACCUGAGCUGGAAUACCUUGGGGCAGAGCGGAAUAAUGAUGCUCUUUGAGGCUUUAAAACAGAAUAACGGCCCCUUAAAGAUACUCAGGUUGGAGAUGGAUGAAUCUAGCAUGGAAGUCCAGAAGCUACUGAAGGAUGUAAAAGACAGCAGUCCAAAUCUGACAAUCGAAAGAAGUGAUGCCAGAACCACCAGAUCUCCAUGUGUGACUUUGUCUUUAAUACCCUGAGAUCCUUCUUAAUGACUACGUGUCUUAAAGGGGGUGAUGUGAUGGGGCGCCUGGGUGGUGCAGUCGGUUAAGCGUCCGACUUCAGCCAGGUCACGAUCUCGCGGUCUGUGAGUUCGAGCCCCGCGUCGGGCUCUGGGCUGAUGGCUCA